AUGGCCGAACACAGGAUAGACUCGUCUAAAUUACCACCUAAUAUACGCGAGAAGUUGUCCGAACUGGAGCAGGAGUUGAAGGAAGGGGACAUUACACAUAAAGGUUAUGAAAAGAAGAAGCAUAAAUUGAUGGAGCCCUUCGUGCAUCAAAUAGAAGUUUCAGAACAGGCAAGUGCUGCAGUGGCCCUCAAACGCAGCGGUAAAAGUCGCCGAUAUGAGCAUCAUGAACCGGAAAAUAGAUAUCGCUCAGAUGUUCGAGAGGAGGCUGUCAAGGUUGCACUGGCUAAGCACCGAGAGCGAGAGAUGCCUCUUCCUAUGCCAUCCAAACGUCAGUCUUUCCACUCCAGUGCCGUGCCCAUAGAAACUCCUCCAGAUUCCGACACGGAUGACGAUUCUCGAUCCUCGACUUCAUCGCUCAACCGCCUCGGGGAUCGGAAAACUGGCAGUCGGCCGACAUCUGCAGGGAGUUUCCGCUUGCCUGGAAUGGAGCCAGGAUUCAGUGAAAUGGUGAACCGGCAGGCUGCUGCCAAUGGCCACCUGGCCAGGGGAGGUGCAAGGAGAUUAGAUGUGGCUAGUAAUAUGACGAGUUCUUCCAUGCCUGCCUCCCAGCCCCCUCCUGAUGUCACCACUAGCUCAGGCUACAUCGCUGCACGGCAGAUUGAAGAUGAUGAGGAAGAAGAUGAGGAUGAAGAAGAUGGUGCAUCAUACAGGCCCAUACCAAACAGCAAAGUGUCGGCCAAAAUUCAACAGCUAUUGAACACCCUCAAGAGACCAAAGAGGAAACCUCUGCAAGAAUUCUUCCAGGAAGACGAUGACGAGUUACAAGUGACUGAAAUGGACCCCAAUGCUCCUAAACCGGAAGGGAACACUAUUACGCCAGCCAUAGGAGAACAACUCAACAUACCAACAGGCUUGCCAAGAAACCUGGAGUCUGCCUUACAGAGGUAUGGCACUGCACAUCAGAAGGCCAAUGUGGUCACCUCGCUGGAUGCCAACGGCAAAGUCAACUGCACACUGACAUAUGGCAAGCUGCUGACCAGAGCCAACAAACUUGCUUUUCACUUGCUGCAUAAGAUCGGAGGGAAAGGAGAUCCACAACUCAGACCCGGUGACAGAGUUGCCCUUGUGUUCCCAAAUUCCGACCCUGCUGGAUUCAUUACUGCAAUGUACGGAUGCCUCAUCGCCAACGUCGUACCUGUAGCUAUUGAUGUGCCGCUUUCUCGAAAGGAUGCUGGUAGCCAGCAGAUUGGCUUUCUGCUGGGAAGCCUUGGUAUCACAGUCUCCUUGACUUCCACCGUGUGUCUGAAGGAGCUGCCCAAGACGCAGCAAGGGGAAAUCAUCAGGUUUAGAGGAUGGCCCAAGAUGAACUGGCAGGUCAUAGAUCAUUUGAACAGACCGGCCAAGGAUUGGCAGAUCCCACCACGGAUGGCUGACGAUGCACCUGCUUACAUCGAGUACACCACUGACAAAGAUGGCAGUGUCAUGGGCGUGACGGUCACAAGGAAAGCCAUGCUGUACCAUUGUCGCACGCUGACUGUGGGUUGCAACUUCUCUGAAUCUGAGACCAUGGUCAAUGUGCUGGAUUUCAAGAGAGAUGUUGGCCUUUGGCACAGCAUACUAGCAAGCGUGUUUAACGGAAUGCACGUCAUCUUUGUGCCCUACUCGCUGAUGAAGGUGAAUCCAGCUUCUUGGAUGCACAUGGUCACCAAAUAUAAAGCAUCUCUUGCCGUGGUCAAAUCCCGUGACAUGCACUGGGGCCUGAUGGCACAGAAGGAGCAUAAGGACAUUAAUCUCAGUAACCUACGCAUGCUGCUUGUGGCAGAUGGUGCUAACCCAUGGUCUCUGUCUUCAUGUGAUGCAUUCCUGAGUACCUUUCAGACUCGAGGAUUGAAACCAGAGGUCAUGUGCCCUUGUGCCUGUGCCCCAGAAGCUCUGACUGUGUCCUUGCGCAGGCCCGGUAAGACUGGAAGCACGGCCUCGGGUCGUGGCGUGUUAUCUAUGGCUGGACUCAGCUAUGGCGUGGUUCGCGUUGACACAGACGACAAGCUUACAUCUCUAACUCUGCAAGAUGUUGGAGUUGUCAUGCCAGGAUCUGCCAUGGUAGUGGUCAAGGUGGAGGGGCCACCAGUGUUGUGCAAGACAGAUGAAAUAGGGGAACUGUGUGUGGCCUCAGAGGCUGUAGGAGCCUCCUACUGGGGGCUGAGGGGAAAGACAAACACAACAUUCAAUGUUAUUCCACUGAGUGAUGACGGCAGCGAUGUCAGCAGUGAGCGCUUUGUCAGAACCGGUCUCCUGGGCUUCCUGGGACCUGGUGGCUUGGUGUUUGUGUGUGGUAAGGUGGAUGGCCUGAUGGUGUGUGGUGGCAGACGACACAACACAGACGACAUCAUUGCCACAGUGCUGGCUGUCGAACCCAUGAAGUUCAUCUUCCGGGGGAGAAUUGCAGUAUUCUCGAUCAAGGUCUUGAGAGAUGAACGUGUGGUCAUCAUAGCCGAACAGAGACCCGAAGCAACGGAAGAAGAGUGUUUCCAGUGGAUGAGUCGUGUGUUGCAAGCCAUAGACAGCAUUCACCAGGUCGGUGUGUACUGCUUGGCACUGGUCCCGCCAAACUCCCUACCCAAGACCCCUCUUGGAGGCAUUCAUCUGUCGGACACAAAGCACCGAUUUCUGGAAGGCUGUCUCCACCCUACUAAUGUCUUGAUGUGCCCUCACACUUGUGUGACCAAUCUGCCCAAACCACGUACCAAGCCAGGGGAUAUUGGCCCAGCAUCGGUCAUGAUGGGCAACCUGGUGGCUGGCUCACGGAUAGCCGGAGCAGCGGGUCGGGACAUCGGAUCAUUGGAUGAUGAGACUGACGCUGCGAAGAAGUAUCAGUUUCUGUCUGAGGUAUUGAAAUGGCGUGCACAGAGUACUCCAGACCACGUACUCUUCACUCUUCUGAACAAUAAGGGAGCUGUUUCGCUUGCCCUUACCUGCAGUCAGCUGCACAAGAAGGCUGAAAGGAUCGGAGCUUUGCUCCAGGAAAAGGGGCGCGUCAACACGGGUGACCACGUUGCCUUAAUCUUCCCCCCUGGUAUUGACCUCAUCGCUGCCUUCUAUGGUUGUCUUUACAGUGGUGCUGUUCCAGUGACUGUGCGCCCUCCCCACCCCCAGAACCUUGUGACAACCCUUCCCACAGUGCGCAUGAUUGUUGAGGUCAGCAAGUCCAUUGCUGUCUUGUCAACGGCAGCAGUCAUCAAACUUCUGAAGUCAAAGGAGGCUACAGGUACAGUUGAUGUCAAGACCUGGCCCCAGCUCAUGGACACAGACGACCUGCCGAAGAAGAAACUUGGCGGUGUGUACAGGGCUCCAACUGCUGAGAUGAUGUGUUACAUGGACUUCAGUGUGUCCACAACUGGCAUGCUAGCAGGUGUCAAGAUGUCACAUGCCUCCGCUAGCGCAGUUUGUCGAUCUCAGAAACUUGCCUGUGAGCUGUAUCCCUCCAGGGUUGUGUGUCUCUGUCUGGAUCCCUACAGUGGCUUGGGGUUUGUCCUCUGGGUGCUCAGCAGCGUGUAUUCAGGUCAUCAGUCGAUCCUGAUCCCUCCUGCAGAGAUAGAAACAAACCCUUCGCUGUGGCUGUCUGCAUUGAGCCAACACAAAGUGAGGGACACGUUUUGUUCUUACUCGGUGCUUGAGCUUUGCACAAAGGGACUGGGACAGUCCACAGGAACGCUCAAGGCCAAGGGGAUCAACUUGUCCGCUGUACGGACUUGCGUCAUCGUGGCUGAAGAGAGGCCCAGGAUUGCGCUGACCAACUCCUUCAGCAAGCUCUUCCGCAGCCUGGGACUCUCUGCCCGAGCAGUCAGUACGUCCUUCGGCUGCCGAGUCAAUGUUGCUAUUGGGUUACAGGGGGCCUCAAGUCCAGACCCAACCCAGGUUUACUGUGACAUGAGAGCGCUACGCAAUGACAGGGUGACUAUUGUGGAGAAGGGCAGUCCACAGAGUGUAUGCCUCAUGGAAUCGGGCAAGAUUCUACCUGGGGUGAAGGUUGUGAUUGCCCAUCCAGAAACCAUGGGACAAUGUGCUGACUCGCAUCUCGGAGAGAUUUGGGUCAAUAGCCCACACUCAUCCUGUGGCUACUACACAAUCUACGGCGACGACUCUCUACGCAGCGACCACUUCAAUGCCCGGCUGUUGACUGGAGAUACACACACGACAUUUGCCAGGACGGGCUAUCUGGGCUUCAUCAAGAGAACUGACCUGACCCAGGCCGACGGAGAUCGACAUGAUGCACUGUUUGUUGUUGGUUCCCUGGAUGAGACAUUGAUGAUGCGUGGGAUGAGAUACCACCCGAUUGACAUCGAGAACACAGUCCUCCGAUGUCACAAGAAUGUCUGUGAAUGUGCUGUCUUCACAUGGACCAACCUUCUGGUGGUGGUCGUGGAGCUGGACGGCAAGGAAUCAGAGGCCCUGGACCUGGUCCCCCUGGUCACCAACGCGGUCCUGGAGGAGCACUAUCUGAUCGUUGGCGUGGUGGUCAUGGUGGAUCCGGGGAUCAUACCCAUCAAUUCUAGAGGAGAGAAACAACGCAUGCACCUGCGGGACGGCUUCCUGGCCGACCAGCUGGAUCCCAUCUACGUGGCCUACAACAUGUAAACCAAACUCUCUAAUCAAAGCCCCCAAUCUUCAUGGAGUAGCUCAGCACAGAAAUUUCCUAAGCAAAGAAUUUUGGUAAGCACAGAAGUUGCAAGGCACAGAAUGACUAGCAAAAACAUGUUGCCAAUCAAAAUACCACCCGGUGUCUUGUAUUCGUAACUGGUUCUUAGCUAAGCACAAAACAUUUGCUCCGCAAUAUUUUUUGCUGAGCUGCUCCACAAAUUAAAUCCAUGACUUCUACAUAAAAAAGGACUUCGCCAAACUAGUGUCAGUCCUGUUCCACAUCAUUUAUUAAUCAGUGGUGCAAGAAGAAAUCUCUCAUAGAGCUACAUAAGCCCCAACCCUUUGAGGCCUUGUUUUUCCAGUAGGUCCCAAUCCUCCUUAAUCCACCACUGUGCAGGAACACUUUUGACAUUGGGUAUCCAGCCCUAUGUAAACUAACAGUGGUUGUACAUUCUCAAUCCUCUAAAAAACACACCAAUGGUUUUGAGUGAUUUGGCCAUGAGAAAAUCAGGGGUUAAAAGAAAAACUGGAGUGCUUAGAGUAUGCAGUGUAGCCAAAGGGUUUUGGCUACACUGCAUGCACUGCACACUGAUCUACCUGUUGCCAUAUCCUUCAAAAGCAUAGUCUCUGCACAAACAUAUGGAAACUUGAUAAAAAUGUGGGUACUGUUUAUCAAGAUUGCAUUUGUAUUCCUAGUUAUGCAUUAAAGAACUCAGUACAGGUUCUUAAUGUUGUGGCCUAACAGAAAGUAAAUACAAACUUUCACCUAAAAGGAAACUCAUGGAGGUUAGAAACGCGGUGCCAUCUUUUAGAAGUAAUGAAAUUUAUAAAUUUGUCCAUGGUUUCUGUACAAUACACACACUUUGCAAUCAAUCUUUCUAAUAGAAUCCCACCUGGUAUAAUUUAGGAUCAGAUACUGUCUGCUAGUUGCAUAAAGAGUGCCACAUUUAAAAUCUUACUCAGACAUCUCCUUUGGUUUAAGUGUGCAAAUUAACAUAGUAGCAUAAAGGUAGAGUUAAGAAACGCAGGCGGAAGGCAAAGUCAAAUCGACACGUGGAGCUGGAGACUACAGAAAUGUGAUGCCUUAACCUCAUACACAUCGCUGUUUGUGUGAUAUAGUCUUUCAAGUGAUUAACCAUUUUACGUAGCUUAGUGACUCCAUUUAUUCAAGUGCACUGGUUAUUGAAAUUCAUCCUCAUAGUUUAUAGAUAAUGUGCUUAACCUGAGGACUUUUGCUUCAAGUUGUGUCUGGCAAAAAGUAGCGAAAUGACUCAGAAAUCAUAUUGUAGACAGUUGAAGUUUUUUGCCCAGACCGAACACUUUGCAGAUAAACUGAACUGAUGACGAUGUGAACUUCAUCUGAGUCUAUAAUUACAACAUAUUGAUAUCUGGGUAGCUGUCUAGAGAAGUAAAAACAAAUCACAUGACUUGGCUGAGUUGUUGAGAAUAGUUACAUGUACAUUGUGGGUUAAAUUUCACUUAUUUGAAUUUCAAGUAAUAUGAUAUAGUAAUAUAAAGAAACGCGUGCAAAUGUUGCCAAAAGAUUUAGAUACCCAAAUGAAGAUUGUAGACUUUACAUAUUACAUUUAGUGUGUGCAUUGGAAAUAAUACAGCAGACGCACUUUCCUGGGAGUUGGGGCGGGUAUACAUCUAGUCAACUUCUGAAAAAAUUCGCCAUUUUGUUGGUGAUAAUAUUAACCAAUAUUCUAUGGACUUUCUGAUAUUAUUGAAAAAAAUCUCACAUCUCUCUAUGAUACGAAUAACUUCUAACUUUUUAAAACUGCAGCACCUAGCAUAUCCCGCCACCUUCUUCCCACAGACAACCAGUGCCAGAAUUUUUACGUAUAUGAAUAUUUGCAAACAGUUUUUA
This is a messenger RNA of Patiria miniata (bat star), 6508 nucleotides long. RefSeq names its product disco-interacting protein 2 homolog C-like. Bases 1 to 4635 code for a protein of 1544 amino acids. The record is from RefSeq and is a predicted model, not a curated record. The transcript has 38 exons. NCBI's taxonomy places the organism in Eukaryota, Metazoa, Echinodermata, Asteroidea, Valvatida, Asterinidae.